Drosophila takahashii is the source of this 2671-nucleotide messenger RNA. RefSeq lists its product as uncharacterized. Gene Ontology annotation, cellular component: nucleus. Lineage: Eukaryota; Metazoa; Arthropoda; Insecta; Diptera; Drosophilidae. The record is from RefSeq and is a predicted model, not a curated record. Gene Ontology annotation, biological process: regulation of gene expression. Gene Ontology annotation, molecular function: zinc ion binding.
AUGCCAGCCCACUGCGCUGUGGUAAACUGCAGCCAUAAAUAUGUGCACGCCGGCAGCAUUUCCUUCCACAGGUUUCCCUUUAAGCGGAAAGAUCUCCUCCAGAAGUGGAAGGACUUCACGCUGCGGAGUGGUCAGUGGAUGCCAUCCAAGUGGAGCGCGGUGUGCAGUCGGCACUUUGUUGACGAGGACUUCAAUUGCAGCAAUAACAGGAAAACACUGAAAAAGAAUGCUGUGCCCUCGGUUAGAGUUUCAGGAGGAGAUUCCCCGAGCUUCCACGUGGAACAGGUGUCCCCCACUAGCAGGCCCAACCACAAACAAACCCUGGCCAGUGCCGCCGAGUCGCCGGCCACAGGUGUUAAGGCCACCUGCCGCUUCUGUGGCUCCUCUGCCACCAACUGCUCUUCGUUCGACAAGAGUUUCGAACUCUUCGGCAUGAUCCAGAAGUGCUUUCCCACCCUUCAGAUCCUGCAGGACGACACCCUGCCCAAGGAUAUAUGCAAGGAGUGCUGCCUGCAACUGGAGCGCUUUUCCCAGUUCAUCGAUGUGGUGAUGCUGGCGCAGAGUGAGCUGCAAAGGAAAUACCGCCGCCAGCUGAAGAUCAAGCAGGAACCCUUUGUCCGUGUGAAGCAGGAGGCCUGCGAGAGCCUGGACAAUCUGUUUCCCGACGAACUGGACAUGGGCCUGGAGCAGGACGAGGGCUGCGAUCAGGAGGAAACAGAGCAAAAGUUCCAAUUCUGCGAUUUUCCCAUGCUAAACUCGCAGGACAUUAUCAACAAUUGUGAUAUCAUGGAGAUAAUCAAUCUGGAUGAUCCGUUUAUUAAUAUUCCGGACGAUGCGGAUGUGGGACAGUCGGAGAGAACACAGCCUGGGAGGUCGGCUAAUGAGAUGCUGCAAACGGAACUGUUGACCGAGGAGCAUAAUUAUGCCAAGGAGGAGUGGCAACUGCCGCCGCAUCAGUACAAAACGGAGAAGGUGGAGGACACGGCUCAGCCACCUGUGGAUCCACCUCUGAUUAAUGAUCCCGAAGCUCGCUCCUGCAAACCCAUUGUGACCAAUGUAAGCCAAAUACCCAAUCCUUUGAUCUGCGAGCUGCUGCCACCACCCCCACCUGCCGCCCCUCCAACUUCCAUCAAACCCAACAUCGUAGUGCUAAACGACAGCGUAGUCGAAUCCUCAGCGGCCUUCCGGCUGCACAACUGCACCUUGUGCACUGCUAAAUUUAUAACAAUAGAUAGCUUGAAUCAGCAUUAUACCCAUAGUCACAGCAAUACCACGCCCAUGGUCAGCGUUCCCCCGAUGAAUAUCAACCUGCCCAGCUUGACUAUGAAUCCCCCCAUGAAACUGGAGAGCAACCGGGGAUUUGUGGCAACUGAGCAAUUGGAUUACUGGCAGUCAGAGUGGCAGAAUAGUCCGAUAUCAACGCAACCCAGGAAGAAGAUUGAUAUACUGGACAUGCAGAGCAGUUUCCUGCAUCACAAAGAUCUCAUACCCACGGCAACUCAACUCACAGCACCUCCUCCUGAUCCUCAACUGGUCGCCGUGACCGCUAACUAUGCUAAACUAGCAGUUAGAUAUCGCAAAUUGCAGCUGAAAUGUAAGAAUAUGAAAAAUCCUAGGAAGAGACGUCGGAAAACUUAUAUAUGCCGGAUGUGCAAGAGGGGAUUUUCCAGUCUUAGGAAGUUACACCACCAUCGUCGCUUAAAAGCGCACUUUGUCAAGCUAAUACCAAGCUUUUCCGCUCGCUGUGGUGGCUGUUCAAAGUUCUUUCGAUCCCGCCUGGGACUUCGACAGCACAUGCGGUACAUUUGUCAAUCGUUGUCGCUCAAAAACCAUCGACGCCUUCAGAGCUUCAAGUGCCGCCACUGCCAAGCGAUCGCCUUUGCCCACUGGCGCCUGUACCGCCGUCACGAACUCAAUUGCAGACUACGAAAAUCCAAAAUUAAGGUCCAGAUACCAAUGAAUUCAAAAAAGAAAGUUGCCUCCGCCCGGAUUUAUGUGUGCAAUAUUUGUAAAAAGACAUUUGGAUCGCUAAACGGACUCCGCCAGCAUAAUAUUACCCACUCGACGGAACGGCAGCACAAGUGUGGCAUUUGUGACCGGGUUUUCAAGCGGCGCAACGGACUGUCGCAACACAUUAAGGGCUACCACCUGCAGCUCAAGCCGCACGAGUGUCCCGUCUGCCAGCAUCGCUAUGCCCUGAAAUGUGAUAUGUUGAGGUGCAGACAUUCCCUUCGCAAAGGGCCAGCUGCCGGGGAGUAACGGAAGCCCAGGAGAUGACUGAUAAAUGGAAAAGAUAUAGCCUCCCUGGUAGAACACUUACGACAUGUGGGAUCCUCUAUUAACACGUGGACUCCGGACACCCCAUCGAAUUCUUGGCUCUGGAUUUUUGUAUCAGCACGAAGCAUGAAGUCACUCCAUGUGGCACUUAGUGGGUGGUCUCGCACUAUAACCCCCAAGGCAAUGAAAUGGUCGCAGCGGGAAGGAAAUUGCUGCUAGCCUUGGGCACUGGUGAUGAAGUCACCAUGUAUCAACACAUUGAAAUAUCGCAUGAGUGAUCAGGAACAAGGUUUCACAAUUUAAAGGACUCAACAAAUGAAGUAAAAGCUUUAAUGUUUACAAUGUAAGACGCUCUCCUAAAAUAAAAACAAUGAAAAUCGUUUCGUAUUAUAUA